ACACACCGCGUGUCCACACCCUCUUCCGGUCCGGGCUCCCGCGACUGCUCUCUGUGCUGUCGGUGGAUGCUGCGCCUCUCGGAGCGCAAUAUGAAGGUGCUCUUCGCCGCCGCCCUCAUCGUGGGCUCCGUCGUCUUCCUUUUGCUGCCGGGACCCUCCGUGGCCAACGAUAAAAAGAAGGGACCCAAAGUCACAGUCAAGGUGUUCUUUGAUCUCCAAAUUGGAGAUGAACCUGUAGGCCGAGUGACCUUUGGACUCUUUGGGAAGACCGUUCCAAAAACAGUGGAUAAUUUUGUAGCCUUAGCUACAGGAGAGAAAGGAUUUGGCUAUAAAAACAGCAAGUUCCAUCGUGUCAUCAAGGACUUCAUGAUCCAAGGUGGAGACUUCACCAGGGGAGAUGGCACAGGAGGAAAGAGCAUCUAUGGUGAGCGCUUCCCAGAUGAGAACUUCAAGCUGAAGCAUUACGGGCCUGGAUGGGUGAGCAUGGCCAAUGCGGGCAAGGACACCAAUGGCUCCCAGUUCUUCAUAACUACAGUCAAGACAUCCUGGCUAGAUGGCAAACAUGUGGUUUUUGGCAAAGUUCUAGAGGGCAUGGAUGUAGUGAGGAAAGUGGAGAGCACCAAGACAGACAGUCGGGACAAGCCCCUGAAGGAUGUGAUCAUUGCAGACUGUGGCAAGAUCGAAGUGGAGAAGCCCUUUGCCAUUGCCAAGGAGUAGAGUCUCAGGGACCCCAUCCCUCCAAGCGCCUGUACUGCAGGUCCCAUCACUACCCUCCAGGGCUGAAGGUAGCCAGUCACAGGCCCCGUACCACUCGGCCCCAAUACUUCCAUCUGAGGGGGUGGACUCACACCCCCUCACAUUCCACAGGCCUGGUUUUUAUAUCAAACUAUCAAUUCUGAUCAAUAAAAAAGGUGGGUUUUCUUUUUUUUAUAA
Messenger RNA from Peromyscus eremicus (cactus mouse), 933 nucleotides. RefSeq names its product peptidylprolyl isomerase B (gene Ppib). Gene Ontology annotation, molecular function: peptidyl-prolyl cis-trans isomerase activity. Bases 67 to 717 code for a protein of 216 amino acids. The record is from RefSeq and is a predicted model, not a curated record. Lineage: Eukaryota; Metazoa; Chordata; Mammalia; Rodentia; Cricetidae. Gene Ontology annotation, biological process: protein peptidyl-prolyl isomerization; protein folding. Gene Ontology annotation, cellular component: intracellular membrane-bounded organelle. The transcript has 5 exons.